Messenger RNA from Anolis carolinensis (green anole), 4594 nucleotides. RefSeq names its product SH2 domain containing 5 (gene sh2d5). The record is from RefSeq and is a predicted model, not a curated record. The coding region runs from base 854 to 2170 and encodes 438 amino acids. The transcript is spliced from 10 exons. NCBI's taxonomy places the organism in Eukaryota, Metazoa, Chordata, Lepidosauria, Squamata, Anolidae. Gene Ontology annotation, cellular component: postsynaptic density.
GCACAUUGGGUGCCAUGCCAAAAGAUCUCAGCCGGCAUUUGGAAACAAAAGACAUUGACAAAAUCACGAUCUGCCAACUGCAAAAAGCCACCCUACUGGGAUCUGCGCGCAUCAUCCGAAAAUACAUCACACAGUCCUAGACACUUGGGAAGUGUUCGAGUUGUGGUUUUGUGAUAUGAAAUCCAGCAUAUCGAUCUUGUUUGCGGUGUCAUACAUUGUUGUGUCAAUAAUAAUAAUAAUAAUAAUCUGCCUAGAAGAUCAGGUGGCAGAGGACUCUUACAAGUCAAACAAGCAAUCAAAGAAGAAGAACAUGCCCUGGCAGAAGAUGGAAAGCAAAGUGAAGAAGUCAAAAAUCAGAAACUCCUCAAAGCACAGCAGACAAAAAAAACCAGUACAAGAAAACCGCACUACAAACUAGAGCUGACAGCUGAUUUUGUGAUACGAAAUCCCGCAUAUCUAUCUUGUUUGCUGUGUCGUCAUAAUAAUAAUAGUAAUAAUAAUAAUAGGAGGAGACGAGGGAGGAGGCAGGUUGCAGGCCGUGCCUCCCUGUCUCUGUCCCCGGGAGGCCUCGGGGGCCACGUCCGGGGGUCUCCUCAGGCACCGGCAUGGCCAGGGGUCCCUGGGGUCUCCUCCUUCCCGUGAGGAUGCUGCUGAGCAUGGGAGGGGGCGUGGCUUCCCCUUCCCGGCCUCCCAUUGGCCGGCUGGGAUACAGGGCUGGCCGAGGCCCGGCUGAUGCUGCAUCUUCCUCCUCCUCCUCCUCCUCCUCCUGCUGCGGCUGCUGCCAUGGGGGCCCUUUUUGGGGAUCGGGGCCGGCGGAGGGAGAAGAGGGCAAGCGCAGGAGACGGAGGAGCAGAUGCGCACGGGGUCUGGCCGCAGAUAUAAGAAGAAGAGCCAAGGGAUGAAGAAACAGGCCACCCUGACGGAGGCCCCACGAGGAGGAGGAGGAGGAGGAGGAGGAGGAAGGGCCAUCAGCAAGGUGGCCCAGUAUGUGGGGUCCUUUGUGGUGGAAGAAGCCGAACUCCAGCAGAAGGCCCAGGCCGUCCAUGAGCAGCUCCAGAAGCUCAAGGACUGUCCCAGGAGGAGGCCGGUGGCCCUCAAGUUCUGCCUGCAGGGACUCAAGAUGUACAGCGCGGAAAAGGAGGUCCUGCUCAUGGCGCAUGCCCUGAGGCGCAUCUUCUUCAGCACCUGCCGCCCGGCCCACGGCCAGUUCGCCUUUGUCUCCCGCAACCCGCGCAGCCCCCGGCUCUUCUGCCACGUGUUUGUGGGCAGCCAGCCCUGCGAGGUCCAGGCGCUGCACUUGCUGCUCUGCCGCUGCUUCCAGCUGUGCUUCCUGCGGCGGCACCCGGAGGCCCAGGCCUGGCCCCCCGCCCACGAGGCCGCCCCCGAGGUGCUGUGGGAGUCCCUGGACCCGGAGCAGGUCUCCCAGAACGUCAACGCCCUCGUCUCCUUCCAGAGGAUGCUCGGCCCCACUGGCUUCGCCUCCUCCGUCAGCGUGAGCGAGCGCCUGGACCUGGAGGGCCAGGGCCGAGUGGGGGGGCCUGGCCCUGGGAACCCCUAUUGCUCCCCGAUCCUGGUGCGCAAGAAGGCCAUCCGCAGCAAGAUCCUUCGCUCCGGCGCCUACCGGGGCUGCACCUUCGACGCCCCCUUCCAGCCCUGCGCCCAGGAGACCCUUUGCCUCACCGGCCGCGACAACAAAGGGGGCAGCAGCGCCGCGCUGGGUUUGCCGGAAGACGAGAGCUCCCUGAUGGAGGACGUCUGGUCGUUCGCCGGCAUCGACAGGGAGGCCGGCAUGGCGCUGCUCCGGAGGGACGUCCUGGGCGCCUUCCUCCUUUGGGCCGAGCCGGGCUCCUCUGACCAGUGGCGGCUCUCGGUGCGCACGCGCUGCGGGGUCAUCCCUUACCAGAUGUACCGGAGCCAGGUCGGGUCGUUCUCGGUGGAGCACCUGAACGUGGCGUUUCCCAGCAUGGAGGCCCUUCUGGAGCACUACACCGGCACCCAGGGCGGCCUCUUCUGCUCCUUGGAGUCUGGCCGGGUCAACCACUGCUACCAGGAAGACGACCAGGAGGAGGAGGAGGAGGCGGCGGUGGCGGUCAUCCCGCGGCUGGGCCGGGGCCGGCGCAAGGCCUCCUGGCUGCAGGCGGGCAGCAAGUCCCUGGCCGUGGGGCCAUAGGAGCAGGAGGAGGAAGAAAAAGGAGAAGGAGGAAGAGAAGCACAAGGAGAAGGAGAACAAGGAGGAGGAGAAGGGGAACGGCUCCCUAAGGCACUGCAAUUCCUCACCUCCACGCUUUAUAUGAUGUAAGAAUGAUGGGGGCUGAAGUCCAGCCACAUAGGCUGCGGCCCCCAUCCUCACCACUGCCGCUCUUUGCACCUCAAACCCUUUCACGUCCUUCUAGAAAUUCAGGGAUUUGCCCAUAUGUAUAUACAGUAGAGUCUUGUUUAUCCAACAUAAACGGGCCGGCAGAACGUUGGAUAAGCGAAAAUGUUGGAUAAUAAGGAGGGAUUAAGGAGCGGCGUGAGCGACUGCUGUUAGCUCCAGCUCCUGUCAACCUAUUUAUUUAUUUAUUACAUGACUUCUACCCCGCCCUUCUCACCCAUCAGGGGACUCAGGGCGGCUUACAAUAUAAACAUACACAUCAAAAACCAGUUUUCAUCAAAUUUAAAAAUCCAUCAAGAUUAAAAAUUACAAUAAAAUUAAGAACCUAGCAGUUCAAAAACAUGCCAAUGUGAGUAGAUCAAUAGGUACCGCUCAGGCGGGAAGGUAACGGCGCUCCAUGCAGUCAUGCCAGUGGCCACAUGACCUUGGAGGUGUCUACGGACAACGCCGGCUCUUCGGCUUAGAAAUGGAGAUGAGCACCAACCCCCAGAGUGUGAGUAGAUCAAUAGGUACUGCUCCGGCGGGAAGGUAACGGCACUCCAUGCAGUCAUGCCAGUGGCCACAUGACCUUGGAGGUGUCUACAGACAACGCCGGCUCUUCGGCCUAGAAAUGGAGAUGAGCACCCACCCCCAGAGUGUGAGUAGAUCAAUAGGUACUGCUCCGGCGGGAAGGUAACGGCGCUCCAUGCAGUCAUGCCAGUGGCCACAUGACCUUGGAGGUGUCUACGGACAACGCCGGCUCUUCGGCCUAGAAAUGGAGAUGAGCACCCACCCCCAGAGUGUGAGUAGAUCAAUAGGUACUGCUCCGGCGGGAAGGUAACGGCACUCCAUGCAGUCAUGCCAGUGGCCACAUGACCUUGGAGGUGUCUACAGACAACGCCGGCUCUUUGGCUUAGAAAUGGAGAUGAGCACCAACCCCCAGAGUGUGAGUAGAUCAAUAGGUACUGCUCCGGCGGUAAGGUAACGGUGCUCCAUGCAGUCCUGCCAGUGGCCACAUGACCUUGGAGGUGUCUAUGGACAACGCCGGCUCUUUGGCUUAGAAAUGGAGAUGAGCACCAACCCCCAGAGUGUGAGUAGAUCAAUAGGUACUGCUCCGGCGGUAGAUGCAGUCAUGCCUGUGGCCACAUGACCUUGGAGGUGUCUACGGACAACGCCGGCUCUUCGGCUUAGAAAUGGAGAUGAGCACCAACCCCCAGAGUGUGAGUAGAUCAAUAGGUACUGCUCCGGCGGGAAGGUAACGGCGCUCCAUGCAGUCAUGCCUUUGGCCACAUGACCUUGGAGGUGUCUUUGGACAACGCCGGCUCUUCGGUUUAGAAAUUGAGAUGAGCACCAACCCCCAGAGUCAGACAUGACUGGACUUAACAUCAGGUAAACCUUUACCUUUACUUAAGGAACAGUCUAUUAAACGUCAAAUUACGUUACGGUUUUAGAAAUUAAGCACCAAAACAUCAUGUUUUACAACAACUCGACAGGAAAAGCAGUUCAACACACGGUAACGUUAUGUACUAAUGACCGUAUUUACGAAUGUAGCACCAAAACAUCGCAAUGUAUUGAAAACAUUGACUACAAAAACAUUGACUCCUAAAAAAACUGACUACAAAUAAAGAUAGAAUUGCAUAAAAUGAACUUACCAUAACAACAUUGCUGGAAGUUAAAUCCGUAAAAACAGCCAUGGAUCCGGGUGGGAGGCAGUCUGCGUUGGAUAAUCCAAAACGUUGGAGAAGCAAAGGUUGGAUAAAGGAGACUCUACUGUAUUUAAAAGAAAAACCCCAAAGAGAGACUGAAGCUUUGCUGACAUUGUGACUUAGCUUUGGCUUUUACAUUUGCUGUUAUUUUACUGUUAAUAUUUAUGACAAUAUCAUCAGAGAAAUACAUGAGGAGGAGAGGCGGGCAAGAAAUAACAUUAUUAUUAUUAUUAUUAUUAUUAUAUAUUUAUUGUUGGAAAGCGCAUUCUAAGUGCCAGUCUGGGAGAGGCCAAACGAGGAUUAUUAUUAUUAUUAUUAUUAUUAUUAUUGGCAUUGUGUCUAUAAGAUUCCUGGCUUCUAAUCUCUGCCUGUUCUUCAUUUAUUUGCAUUAUUAUUAUUAUUAUGUUUAUAUAUACCCAGCGUCUUCUCUCCACAAAGCAGACGUUAAGGGGGCUUUUAUCUGGUUUUAUCGAUGGUAAAUAUAUAUAUAUAUAUUUUGAAUGUCUAUGGUGAAAAUAUAUAUUUUAAACCUUUC